CCACUUUAGCUGUGAGCGUGUUGGGGCUCUCUGUGCGUGUUGUUCGCGGAAUAAAGACAGUCUGGAUUGAAUCGCCGUUUGUUGUCCAUCGAUAUUUUUACGCGAAACCCGAAAGAAUUCGGUCCCGAUUACCAGUGACUAUAGUGUAUUAGAUGCAAGUGAAGUGUAUGUGUACGAUGAAAGUGAUUCCCUACUGAAAAUCGGUGAAUAGUGCUUUUUUAUCACAAUCAAUCGUCAUUGUGCCUGGCCUGAUCUAAUCACGACAACGACGACGUCAACAAUUAACAGUGGGUGACGUUUCGCGCUUCCAUUCCAGUGUGUUGUGUCAGUGUGCGACUGUGGUAGUUUUGUGAGUGAGUCUAUUAUCGUAGCAAAACGAAAAGGUGAAAUAUUUUUUGCUCAUUCCGUAUAUAUAUAUAAUAAUACCAAACACACACAACACACGUGAGUCAUGGGGAAGUUACUAAGCCUGCUGGCACGGGAUGAAUCAACCUGCUGCACACCGAAAACGUACGACGUGUUUCUUGACUUCGAAAAUGCGGCCCCCACCGACCUGGAGCGGGAGGUGUACGAAGAGGUCGACCAUGUCCUGCGCCAGUCCGAGAUCGUCCUAGACGAGAUCCAGUGUUAUAAGGGUGCCGGUAAGGAAAUCCGAGAAGCGAUCGCCGAUCCCUCGCCAGAAUGCCAAGAGAAAGCCUGGAACAUUGUGAUACCGCUGGUGGAGAAGCUGAAGCGCUGCUACGAACAUUCGCUCGAGCUGGAACGGAUCGUGCCGAAGCUGCUCGGUCAGCUGGUGGGCGGACGGCUCAACCCAACACAGCACCUGGAAACACAGCAAGCGCUCGUCAAACAGUUGGCCGAAAUUUUGGAGUUUGUGCUAAAGUUUGACGAGUACAAGAUGAAAACCCCAGCUAUUCAGAACGAUUUCAGCUACUAUCGACGCAUCGCCAGCCGGCAGCGGCUAGACCAGACGAACGAGAUGAUCAUCAGUACCGAGCUGGCCAAUCGUAUGUCACUGUUCUAUGCACACGCCACCCCAAUGCUCAAGGUGCUCAGUGAAGCGACGUCCAAGUUUGUGCAGGACAACUCGGACAACGUUGACAACACGACGGAAACGCUUGGCACGAUGGCGAAAGUUUGCCUACGGAUGCUGGAGAAUCCUAAACUAUUGGCACAGAUCGAACGGGAAGAAACGCAUCUGCUGCUGCUGCGGGUAAUGGUCGGGCUGGUGAUACUGUACGAUCACGUCCACCCGGUCGGUGCGUUUGCGCGUGGCGCCCACGUAGACGUGAAGGGUUGCGUGCGGUUGCUGCAGGCACAGCCGGCCGUCAAGGCGGAACCGUUGCUGAAUGCGCUCCGCUACACAACGAAGCACCUGAACGAGGACAACACGCCGAAAAACAUUCGAAAUCUGCUCGCCGCCUAAAGCCCAUCCAUAGCACCUUACGUAUUAUUACUUCAAACUACUGCUCGCUACACUACUGAUGAUGGUACGCAGGUGUGGUGUCGUGGCAGGCGCAGGCUCGUGAAAACUCGUGAAACACUUUGAAACGUGCAAGUGUUUUUUAUGUGAGCGCGGGACACGUGUGCGUGUGAGUGCAUGGAGGACUUUUCUUUGCUUUUCGACCCACCCGACGACCGUCAGCUUUUCCGAGUGACCGCGGGCACGUCGUGACCGGGGAAUUAUAAAUACUUUACCAACAUAUUAAUCACCACUGGAAGAGACAGCAUACGCUUAGAACAAUCUACUUAUUACUUUCACACCUCCUCCGUGUUUCUUCUUUCCCUCUAAAAGACUCCAGACUAUUGGAAUUCUAUCACUCUUCAUACAGGAAAAAAAAUCCCCCUUUAGUUUAAUAUCGCAAUUACUUUAGAAUUGUUUGUUUUUCCCCUCCCCUCUAAGCUUACUAUAAUGCUAUUUGUGAGCGCUUAUGUUUUGUUAACUUUUUAAACAUUCGUUUCAUCCAAUCGAUCACUUCUGCAACUAAGGGUUAAGUAUGAAAACAGGUUUAGCUUAUUCUUAUUACGUUAAUAUGUUGUUCUGCUCGGUUGAAGUCACCGGAUUAGGAAACAUUUCUCGAUUGGUCUUUCUGCCCGACACGACACAAUAGAGGAGAAGAAAAUGUGACCGAACGCGCAAAACCGCAGAAAAAGAUUUGGUUUUUUAGUAAUUUAACAAAGCUGCGAAAAAAAAGCGAACAACCAACGGUAUAACACACAAUAUCUAUUAUCUGGUAGGCAUUUAAGUGUAUCUUGAUAAAGUAAUUAAAAUUAAAGCAGACGGAUCACUCCCCCCCAUUUACUAUUACUACUAUGGCACCUUCAUACAAUUGUACAUGUGUGCGAUAUAGGUUGAAGGCGGGUCGAGUCGAUGGGGGGCACGAUGGUUGGACGGAGGGGAGGAAAUUAUUAGCAAAGGAAAAAGUAAAUAAAUAUGUAAACGUGUGAUAAGCAAGGAAAAGCUGUGGAAGUGAGCACAGCUACAGUUCCGAUAUGAGAAGAGCUCCAAACCAACGCAUACCGUGGGAGGGUAGAUAGCAUGCUUCGAAGCUUCGCUCUUAGGCUACUCGAAACGCGAGCGGGCGAGAGUGAACAUUCUAGGAGGACUUACGGAACAGACGGACUCCUCGGCAAGGACUAUUCGAAACAAAAGUUUGUUAGCACAAAGCUGUACUGGCCAGCAGCAGACGAUAGGAUAUGUGAAGCGCGUCACGUCAAGCUCAAAUUGGGUUUGGCUUUUAGAACACACACACACACCUACACAGUUAAUCUCGUACCGCGCGUACACAUCAGCGUUAGCUAAUGUCUCUCGUCCUAAAUCAGUUGUAUCCCUGUAUCGGUUGUUACACCUUCCCCACAGACGCGAACAAACAAGCUUUAACACUUAAACUCUCACCCUAUCUAUACAUAUACAUCAAAAGGCAUAGCCGUGUGAGGGCUCAACGGCAACGGGGGUUUUUGUUCGACAUCCACACAACACCGUACCGAGGAAAAGUGGGAAAAUGUAUCGAAAAAAAGACCCACUACCGAAAUACCACUGCUGCUACCACGGAUUCAGAUGUGUUCUACUACUAUUUUACGACGUGGCAUUCGAACGGAGGAUGCUUAUUAAAAAGACGAAGAAGAAAAUUACGAACCAAAACAAAAACCAGGAAAAAUAAUAAGAAUUAAUUAACAUACAAAUGAAGGAGAAUACGAAAGCACAUACACAUCACAAAAAGGACAACCGAUGAGAAAGAACAGAAGAAGCACCAACAGUUGCUAAACGAACAAACCCUAGUGACAAACGAACGAAGCUACGUUAUUGGUACGUUAAUAAGUGUGUUUUUCCCCCACUAUAUGGUUAAACGAUUUCAUUUGUAGCUAAUAUUUUGAUCACCUUUUGUUUGAUUUUCUUCCCCCACUGAUGAUGCUGAGGUACGCGAAGUUUAGCAAAAUUUUGAAUCAAUCCGGAUGUAGCUGAUUCGACACAAAAUUAUUAGCCUAAUAGAAAAGAGAGAGAAAGAGAGAGAGAACUCGUUUCGUCUUAAGCAAACUCUAUCGAAUACCGUGUACUCUAAACCGUUUUUCCCCGUACAGAAUUGGAGUAAGCAAAUUAGAAACGAGAUGAAUAUUUGGACUGUUUUUUGACGUGUAAUGUGUUAGUUAGAGGAAGAAAAACCUAAACUAUUCGACCCUUAAAUGCCUUCUUCUCUCUUUCCUUUUCUUUCUCCCCCAAACCGGUAGGGUAGGGAGAUAGCUAAUUUAAACGUAAUUUAAUACAUGAGAUUAUUCGUUCGGCACUUCUUGCCCGGACCGGAUGCCCUGGUAUGAUAAAACCACGCAAAACAGUUCCUCUCCUCGUUGUUUUACUCACUUUUCGAUUAUCUUUUCUGUUGUUUUUUUCUCGGAAGUAAAGCAGUCGCGGAAAUUGCUUCUUCUCGCACGUUCAUAUUGUUAUCGUUAUGCAACGAAAGUAAGCAAACAACCACAAACACUCGAAAACAAGGCUCAGUUAGUAAUGGUGGGAAAAGGUGGAGUAGAGAGGAGCAGCAAAGCACAAGAUAUGAAAAUAACUUUACACAUUUAGUGUACGAGAAAGGAGGUAGGUAUUGUAAAGAGAAACACAAAUGGACAGGUCAAGAAUGUAAUUCAAACUAUUGUAAUCGGAAAAAACAAACGGUAAAAGCAAGAGAAGGUAAUGAAAUAUAGUAGUGGGAAGGACAAGAAAAGUGCAUAAGAAUCAACCAACAGCAUCGAAAAACCAGUUACUAACUGCUAAGGCUAUUAAAUGCGAAGAAAGCUUAUCAUUAACAACACAUACAUACACACACACAUGGAAACAUACAAAUCAUCAGAUUAAUAUUGAUAAGAGAGAGAGAGAGAGAAUACUAAUUGAAAGACGAGAAAGCGGAGGUGAACAAUAAGAAGGAAUCCAGACAGAACGGCGGAUGAGAGCUGUGCUUCGCAGCUGUAGUAGGCGAUGAACCGUGUACCGGCGUGAUGAAUGAGUUGUGCGGAUGUGAGUGAGUUGUGUGAGUGUGUAUGCGAAUAGAAAAAAGGAAAAUCGGAGUAUCGCAGCAACCCGUGCCGGUUGGCAACGGGUGAUGUUGGAGGAAAUAAACCAAAAAUUCCAAACAAUCUA
Molecule: messenger RNA, 4624 nt
Organism: Anopheles stephensi (Asian malaria mosquito)
Lineage: Eukaryota; Metazoa; Arthropoda; Insecta; Diptera; Culicidae
Product: CYFIP-related Rac1 interactor B
Exons: 5
Coding region: 452-1426 (324 amino acids)
Biological process (GO): regulation of actin filament polymerization
Molecular function (GO): small GTPase binding
Source: RefSeq, a predicted model, not a curated record